Molecule: messenger RNA, 7194 nt
Organism: Phycodurus eques (leafy seadragon)
Lineage: Eukaryota; Metazoa; Chordata; Actinopteri; Syngnathiformes; Syngnathidae
Product: phosphatidylinositol 3-kinase regulatory subunit gamma-like
Exons: 12
Coding region: 933-2540 (535 amino acids)
Biological process (GO): insulin receptor signaling pathway; phosphatidylinositol phosphate biosynthetic process
Cellular component (GO): phosphatidylinositol 3-kinase complex
Molecular function (GO): 1-phosphatidylinositol-3-kinase regulator activity
Source: RefSeq, a predicted model, not a curated record
CUAUGCUCUUCAACUGUGAAAAAGAGUUCCAGUGAGAAGAGAGCAGUGCUGUGCUUAUCUGUACCUUUCUCUUACUUAUAACAUAUCUUUUGGUGUCGUUCUUUUAAAAGCUUUUUUUUCUUCUUCUUUUUUGUCAGAACUUCUGCUUUAAUCUUAUAUGUCAGCCUUUUUACCUGACACCUGAGAAAAGUUCAUUUUUCUUUAUUGUAAAGCAUUUAAAAGAACAAACAAAAUGGGACAAAGUCAUGGAAAACACUUGAGCAUAAUGAGGACAUUAACUGUCUUAAUGGAAAAAAGGAGACAUACUCAGGAGGAAUGACAUCGUGGGAAGAAGUUGUACUCAGACGAGAUAUACAGACGCCAAGAGGAGAGGAUUUUCAAAGAUGGACGGUACAGGAGAAGAGGCGGUACAGGAUAGGAGGAGAGGAGGAGCGGAAGGCUUAAGAUGGCGUGAGGACCGAAGCCGGUGGUUGGUUUGAUCUAAGCCACGUGUGCGUCCAGCCACGUCUCUUCGCCGCUUCAUGGAUGGCGACGAAACGUUUGCUUCCUCUGAUGGCCGCUCUCUUCGGUCCCGGACCAGGCUGUUCACGGGGUUUUAGCUCAGCAACUGAUAUCAGGAACUAAAUGAGCCAAUCAUUGCACAAAGCAGGCAUGAAACUAAGAAAAUGACUUUCAAUGCAAUCAGCACUCGAUGGAACAAGAUCUACUGACAUGUCACUCUGCUCAAGGAAGUGGUUCAACGAGGGAUUCAGGCAGAGGAAUGAGCACUACCUCCUGAACAAAUGGCAUCCAUGAAAUCUGCUCUGUCUCCCUCUCUAUCACUGGCCAUGAGUGUAACUGGAAGCUGAUAGCAUGUGAUCAACACUACUGUGGGACCCAGCAUCCUGCUGCUAUACCACCUCAAUAAAACCUAGCCGUCUUUGUCGGAGAAAAUGGCAGAUGCGGGCUUCUGGCUCUGGACCGACGACAAGUUCCAGGCCGCAGAUUUGCUGACGUCACCAUUAGCAUCACUCGAUCUCGUGGACGAGAAAACCAACCAAACGGGGGAUGAACCUGAACCCCAUUCUGCAUGUCCUCCGAUAACGUCAUCACCAUCCAGCCAAUCACAACAGGAGACGGGGAUGUCUUCUGCAUCAUGCUGCAGUCCGUCACCAGCAGAUCAAGUGCCAAGGAUGAACAGAAAUGACAGCGAGGCUAAAUCUCCGGCAGCGUUUCUGCAGGACCUUUCCACCAUCGCAGAUGCUGAUAAUGAUGUGUUUCAAGACUUGGAAAAUGUCUCCAUGGAAGACGGGAUCCAACCCAAUAACAUCAUCACCAAAGCGAUGGCAGCGUGUGAUUCCUGCUUGGAGCAAAAGCAGCUGGCUGAUGCAGAGUGGUACUGGGGCAACAUCGAAAGAGAUGAAGUGAAUGGAAUGAUGAGAAACAAACCCGAUGGCACGUUUUUGGUCCGUGACGCUUCCAGCAAGGUCGAGAGGGAAUAUACACUAACACUGAGGAAAAAUGGCUCCAAUAGACUGAUUAAGAUCUUCCAUCAUGGAGGGAGGUAUGGCUUCUCCGAGCCAUUGACCUUUCCUUCUGUAGUGGACCUUAUUCAGUAUUACCAGCACACUUCACUGGCCCAGUACAAUUCUAAACUGGACACACGACUGCAGUUUCCCAUCUCCAAAUAUCUGCAGCAGGCUGUGAUGGAGGUCGACAUUGAGGCAGUUGGAGAACGGCUCAAGGUAUUUCAGGACCAAUAUGAAGAGAAGAGCAAAGAGUAUGACCGUCUCCAUGAGGAGCUGAACCAAACAUCACAGGAACUGCAGACUAAACGGAUGGCCAUUGAGGCUUUUAGUGAAAUCAUUCGGAUUUUUGAGGAGGAGUGUGAAACGCAGGAACGCUACAGCAAGGAGUACAUCGACAUGUUCCUCAAAUUAGACAACAAUACGGAGACUGACAAGAUGCAGAACAACCCUGAUGAGCUGCAAUUGAGAGUGGAGGAAAUACACAACAGCAAAAUUAAAUUGGAGGAGGAAUUAAGGAGGAAGGUGAUGGCCCACACAGAGGUUGACAGAAAAAUAAACCACUUGAAGCCAGACCUUGUGCACCUCAGGAGGAUCAGAGAUCAAUAUUUGUUCUGGCUCUCUCAGCAAGGAACCAGGCAGAGCCAGAUUGAUGACUGGCUUGGCGUACGGCAUGAAGAAGACCCGUACACUCUAGCAGAUGAUACGCACCAUGAGGAGAGGACAUGGUAUGUUGGAGGUAUGACUCGGAGGGAGGCAGAGGAGCUUCUGAAGGGCAAACGAGAUGGCACCUUCCUCAUCAGAGAUAGCCAAAGUCAAAGAGGAUCCUUUGCCUGCUCUGUUGUUGUGGACGGGCAUGUGAAGCACUGUGUGAUCAACAGGACAUCCACAGGCUACGGCUUUGCUGAGCCAUACAACCUGUACUCAUCACUCAGAGAGCUGGUCCUCCACUAUCAGCACACAUCGCUGAUCCAACACAACCAGCAGCUGAAUGUAACCCUGGCCUGGCCUGCUCUCAGCCAGCAGCCCAGCUGAGAAACCACCAGCAUGUCACACUGAUAGCACUUUCUCAACGCUUCACUGUAUGAGCACUCAGAAAAAAAUGAAGAAAAAAAGAGGGACACCUUUAAUCAGCUCAAACUGAAAAAAUGAUGAUGCCGCAUCAAAAUACAAAAAAAAAAAGCCCACCACCAUUUCCAAUGUUCCAAAGCAGUUGAAAUUAUAUUUAUAAAAAACGAAAGUGUGUAAAAUAUAUUAAAUUGUUAACUUUAAUAACCAAAUAAUUCAUGCUCACUUGUUUUAUUUAAAAUUAAAUAAAAUACAUUUCAAAAUGUUACACAUACUGUACAUGUAAUUGUUUUUAUUUUGUAUUUUAAUUUAAUAUUUGUAUUUUAUUAAUUACAAUAAACCAAUUAACUUUAAAAUGUUUCUUUAAUUAAAUCAACCAAUACAAAAUGAAUAAAUACAUUUUAAUUAACCAAUUUUAGGCAAAAUACAUUUGCUAAAUUAAUGCAAGAAAUAGUACAGGACUCUUGGUAAUGUAAAUGGUUGUUGGGCCAGAUUAAAGAAUAGAUCGGGCCGUUUCUCAAGACUAAAAUCAACUGGAUUAUUUCAUUUGUCUGGCAUGUUUCUCAUUCAUUUUUGUUUCUCAGUUGCCGGUUAAAAGUGACCGGUGAAAUAUUAUUUUUAAAUCAUUCCUAGAGAUGCACUGAUUGUCUGAUUUACCAACUCUGAUUGACUGUCAGUGAAAACACAGAUUUUUCAAGUAAAAUAUUGCAAAAUAUAUUGGACAACAUCCAGUGCCAGUAUUCUCAUUGAUUUUAUGCUACUAUAGAGGAGGUGAGAUCGUGAAUAGCUCUGUUAUAUUUAACUGCUUGCGCCUUUAAGUGUUGUCCCUUUUUUCAGAGUGAUGAUGGUGUCAAGUAUUUCAGAGAUCUUCCCAUUAUUUAUAGUUUAAAUCUCAAGACUGAUAGAUCAACAACUGUUCAAUCAAUUAGUGCACCUCUAAUAUUUAUUGUUCAUUCAUGUUUCUUUUACCCAUAGAAUUUUGGAUUAGCAUACUAACUUGUUUUAUUGUAAAUUAAGGUAGGUCAAAAUAAUACCAAAUGUUUAGAUUUCAGACAGUUUUGACAGGUGAAAUCAAAGCAGAAAAGUGUUUGAAAAUGAAGUGUUUAAGGUCAUGUUGUGGUAAAAUUUCAAAUCCACACACACACAAAUGACAACGUUCAUUACAAACCUUUUUCUUUUUUGUUUAAGGUAGGCCUAUCUAAAUAUGUUUGUAUUGAGGUAUUUGUUCUAAAUACAUGCAUGCACACAUGUAUGUUCCAUAUGUUUGAUAUGUUGAUAGUUUCCCUGUGUUGUGGGUACAUACUUGAUCAUGAUUUCGAAAGAUUAGAUCAUUGAACUGACCCAAAAAAGGUAAAAUGUUCAUACUUAACUUAAUAGAUUCUCCCUUUAGGUUACGCCUGUGUGGCAAACAUGGGAUUUCUUUCAUAAUAAAAUUAGAUAUAGGCUCAUUCUUUUACUGUAAAAAACAAAAAAGAAAAUCCACUUCAUGGUUAUGCUUGGUCCCCAUUGCACCUUAAGUCGCACAAGACAACGCGUGCGCAUUGCAGCACUGUGAAAAGUUAAAACACAAUGACAAAGGCGCGUGAUACCAUUUUAAGUGUUAUAAUGAAGAGAUGAGAUGAGAGAUGAGAACUGACCACAAAGCAGAAUAAUGAAUUGAUUAAAAAUGCACAAUAUGAACUAGAGCAACAUUUGUUUUGCUGAUUCUAAUGCAUCUGCAUUUAUAGAUCCAGGUUAAAUGAUUUGGACUGGAGAAAGUAAUCCAGGAAAUUAUGGAUUAAAAGUGCCUUUGGGUGGUUUUGUAAUGAUAUUUAUAUUUGCAAAGUAAAAGCAAAACAAAACGUCCAUUAGGGGUAUUGGAAGGUUAGCUUUCAGAUCACUCAUGACUUCUGCUUUCAGGAAGCUUUUGUUUCUGUUCUGUUGACAAGUAGAAUCGAAAUCCAAUACACUUUCAUCGGUGCAGAGUAGCAACGUUAGUAUGAGUUGUUUGAAGCAUUUGUGAGGUACAAUCAAAACAGUGGUCCGUGAUAAGGAUUCUUAGUCUCUCGAAACAUGUUUACAUUUCAGAUCUUUCCAGGUCCUGUCAGCCCUGGACAGGUUUGUUCUCUUUGAUUGUGCUCUCUGAGUGGAGGUGGACUGGUGCUCAUCAAAUAACACUUAAUGACUCUAAAUUAUUUUUAUAGUAAUAAACUAACACCAUUGAGCAGUACAUUAUGACCUAAAUGGAAAAGGUUGUCUUAGGGGUAUGUACAUUAGUCAAUACAAUAUAAUUAAUGGUCUGUCGUGUGUCACCCACCACACUCUCAAGUUUGAAGCAGUUUUUAUUAUUAUUUUUUUUUUUUAAAUUACACAGUGUGUGCUUGGUCUCAGUCACUCGGUGCUUAGGGUUAGAGACAUGCAUGCCUGGCGGGAUCUGCUGUGUACUUGAUAACCCGUAAGCGCUGCUACUGCACAGAUUGUGGACUGAUCUAUGUGCUUGGUAACUCUUGAAGCUCCAAAAUGUGAAGUUUGUUAUUGUGGUGAGAUCAGCGCUAUCGAACAAACAGCACAAGUCGUGUACACUAGGACUUACUGUAGGUCACUUAAUGGCAGGGGUUCUCAAACAUUUUGGGUCCAACGAGAAAUUUUUCCACGGAUACCCUCAUGAUCGUAACGACCACUAAGCAUAACUACCAUGUGUACCCCUAAAAGUCAGAAGAAAUAAAAAGUUGCAGAUUUUUGAAAAACAAAAAAAUCUGUAACGAUACAAUAACAAAGCUAUACCUUAAAGACAACAAAAAGUUGCAAUGUUAUGAGAAUUACUGACAGUCGUAUUUUUCCCAGAUAAAGUCACAGUAUUAUGAUAUUAAAGUUAAAGUUGAACAAGGGAAUAAAAUAAAAUUUUAAGUGAAUUUAAACAAAAUUAACUUUAUUCUCAUAAUAUUGCCUUCUAUUCUAUUAAAAAAAAAAAUUAUCUUAAAAAAAAAAAUAAUAAUAAUAAUUUAUUGCUAAUUAUAUUGUUGAGCCCAAAGCCUUGAGAACCCCUGGUCUAUUGGCAUAUUGUGUGAUACAUACUCAGUCAGUUAGUACGUUGAGUGCUUGUAUUGUUGUUUCUGUUCUACACAUUAUCAUAUAUGCACGUAUUAGACAAAAGUGAGUGUUUGAUGAAAGAUAAUAUAUUAAAUAUGUAUGCACAUUACAAGACUUGCACAGCAGCUCUAAAAUGGGGGCAAUUUGAAGCACAGAAUUUGCACUAAUACGUCUGAAUUGAUGUAGAUGAUGAGGGCCGUCUUCAUGCUAUCAUGUCAUGUUAUUUGUCUUUCGAAGCAAGCCGAUUUGUGAUGGUGCUAAACGUGUUGAGUGAUGUCUUAUGACUGACAGAGGACUCAGAGACAGUGUUUGCGUGUGGCAUCCUUACCAUGAUCACAAUAGUAUUUUAUUAUUUUAUGUAGACAACGUUGUAAUUGUGGGGUCUCUCUUUUCUGUUGCUGUUGUGUUUUGUACCUUAAAUGUUUCAUCACUGUGUGGAAAGAAAUACAAUAGCCUAGUUAAAUCCACUUAAAAUGGUCACUUUGUUUUCUGGUAGCAGUGAAAGCUCAUUCUAAUGGCCAUGUGCAUGAACAAACCAAUUUAAAAAGGAUAGCCAUUGAGAUGGUCUUUAAAAUACCUCAGAUUUUCUUACAAGCUUAAAAAAAAAAAAUACUCAGGCCUCGAAAUUGGGUUUUUGACUGAUCUGACAUAUACCAGUAGCACAAGAUCCUAUUAGUUUGUGGUGUGGAUGAUUAAAAUGACGAAAUAAUGACAGUGGGCGUGGUUCGGGGAACCAAAUGUUUUUUGAAAACAUAAAAGGUCAUAUGAAUAUGAUGGCCCUUUGGUGGGAGUGCUCUAAUUAAUCGAAUUUUACACAACUGUAAAGACAAUUAACCUUUACAAGUCAUCAGAUUAUCAACAUUUUUAGAGGGUUAGCCGGAUGUUGGUAGAUGUUAUAUGUUUGGGAAAUGGUUAUGCAGAAUGAGUGUGGAUUUGGCAUAAAUGAAUUGCCAUAAGAGGGCUCGUUUUGGGAAAUGAAAUAUGGAUUAGUGUGAUUAAGGGAAGUGUUACAAAGAGAGAUGUUAUCUUUAAUGUUGUCGAUCCAUCAAACAGAGUAUUCCAAACCACAACAAAACCCUGUCAACAGCAGAUAAACCAGAAGACUUAUUUAGCAAGAAAAUAGCCUGUGACUUUAUACAUAAGGGAACGUUUCGUUUCAGUUUGAGCUGUGCAUAUGAUGAAAUACCUCUACCUUUUUUUGAAGUACACACAACAAAGUACGUACUGUUUUUUGUGUCCUUGGCUUGUUGCUGUUGUGACCGUAGGAAUUUGUCCCUCUGUUUUGAUCCAAAUCAUUUAGCUGCACUUAAUAGUCCGUUGCUGUGAAGAAAUAUAGGUUCACGUAAAUGUUUGUUUACUAUUUAAAAUUAUGCAAUGACACUGUGCGAGUGUGUGUUGUGUCGUGGUAGUUUGUCUUUCUUUUAGGAGUCAGUCAUCUCAAGAAAUGUGUGGGUUUAAAACGUUUAAGUUGGUGUGAAAUUCCCUGUCCUUGUUUGCCUUCUUACAGAGUAACCUUUGUCCAUGUAUGCACUUUAACUACCAAAUAAAGUCA